AUGACCGAAUUGGCCCGAAAGAUUUCGUUGACUCAUGCCAUAUCAUCUAUGCAAAAAUUGUUCCCAGAUGAAUACGGAUUCUACCCAAAAUCAUGGUUUUUACCAGCUCACAUGAAUGAUUUCCAGGUGACAUUUCGAAUAAUAAUUACUUUUUUUCCAAACUCUCAACUAUUUCAGACAUAUUUCCGAAAAACGCAAACAAAUGAGAAAACAGAAAUGUGGUUCAUUGUAAAACCAAAUGAGGGAGCACAGGGAGCUGGAAUUUAUCUCAUCAACAAUCCGAAUCAAAUCCGGGAUGUAGAACAGCAACAACUUGUGCAGGUAACAUCUUCAAUUAGCUGGAUUAUGAGCAUAUUUCAUCCCAGGAAUACGUGGCGGACCCUCUUCUGAUGGGUGACAAGUUGAAAUUUGAUUUCCGAGUGUAUGGAGUCAUUAAGAGCAUCAAUCCGCUGUCAAUUUAUGUCGCUCGAGAGGGUAAAUCCUGCCAUUUAUUUCAAAGGCUUACACAGUUUUUCUUUUUCUGUAGGAAUGGCAAGAUUCUGCACGGACAAGUAUGAGAAGCCGGAUUCGUCAAAUUUCAAAAAUCUUUAUGCUCACCUCACGAAUUAUUCAUUGAACAAGGCGAGUGAAGCCUACGUGCAUAGCAACACGCUACAAGACCAGACCAGAGGUGAGCCGGGGAUUCGUUUUCCAAAAUAAUUUUUCUUGGUAGAUGUAGAAAAAAAGACGCGGGAAAGCGGAAAAUGUGCAGUUGAAUUUCAAUUUCAGGCAGCAAACGUCUUCUUUCAACAGUGUUCCAUCAAUUAGAGGCCAGAGGAGUCAAAACCAAACGAUUGUGGCAUGAUAUCAAGUUGAUACUGGUUAAAACCACGCUCGCAAUGCUACCGGAGAUUAUGCUUCAUUAUGAGCAUCACUUCUAUGAUUCUGCUGGUCCGCAAUGUUUUCAGGUAUCUCGAUUGAAGUGUUUCAGAAUGACAAGAUAUAUCAAUCCAGCGCAUUCCAAUUUUAUGGCCCACUCAUUUUUCUUUCAGAUAAUGGGCUUUGACGUUCUAAUCCGCGAGGAUGGGACUCCCAUACUUCUGGAAGUAAAUGCGGCUCCAUCGCUCUCUGCCGAUCAUAUUAUUCCAAUGCCCGGAAAAACAUUGACAGAAGGUGGCCAGAGGGUUCGGAGUAUUGUUGAUGAGGUUUGAGAAAACAUUAUUUUCAACAAUCAUAUCAGUUUUUAUCAUUUCAGGUCAUAAAACUACCUCUAGUUCGUGACACUCUUUUACUGGUGCUAGGUCUUUUGAAUGAGGAGUACAACAAUUCUUUGUGAGUUUGAGAUUGAAAAGAAUCCCGUUUUCUGGAAAAAAAGUUUCACAUUCAGAAAAGGUGAUACUAAAUCCCUCGAUGACUUUCAAACAAUCAAACAGCGACGGAAACCACACUUGAGCGAGGUCGGCCAGAAAUUUAUAACUUCUCUCGAACCUAGCCAAUAUUUUUAGAUAUUCCCAACAAGGUAUGGUGCUCACAGCGGUCACCUACUAUUUUUGGAUAAGGCCAUGUACAUUUACAUGCAAUUUGUGCAACUACGCAGCAACGUUAAUAUUACUGCGGCCGGAUUGAAGCAAUUUGUUAGGUAUCACUAAGCGCAGGGAUUUGUGAUUACUUGUUGUCAUAAUGUAUGAUGUUUUGAGGAAAUGCAAUCUUCAAGAUAUCAUAACUGUACCUCAAGUGGAUGCAAAAGUGGCAGAAAUUAACUAUUACUUUACUGGAGAUCGGCGGACUACUGGAAAUGGUAUGCUUUUUCGCAGGGCUGGCGCAGACUUAUGACUCGCUUGCAAUAAUCCGCGCGGACUCAAACUUAGCAGUCUAUUGGACUGGAAAUGAAGAAUUUUUGGUCAAACUUUUAGACCGAUCGGAUGUUUUAACGCAUUAUUUCAGGCCUUCCUUUCCACGCCUUCCUUAUGUUUUUGUAUUUUAUCGCCGAUAAAAAGUUCAUAUUGGAAUCCAGCCUGCUAUCAAAAGUUCAACGACUGUUAUCUUUCUGUGACAUGAGCCUCAGACACUAUGGUGUUCGAUCAGCCAGAUUGAGAAGAGCUGAAGUAGAUUCGAACAUUGGGUGAGUUCAGACACUAGCAGCUUUCACAUUUACAAAACAUCUUUCAGUAACGUUGAAAUUUACAUGUUACCAUCGCGGAUGAUCAGAAAUCAGAGAUCAGGAAGGUUCGGCAGAAAGGUGAGCAGGAUUUUCCGUGAAAACAACACGUCUCUUGCUUUUCCAGACAGAAAACGCCGACUCUAACAAUAACACGAAUCAUUUGCCACGGAUUACGGAAAAACCAUAAACAAUUUCUAUGUUUUGUGUUCCUAUGUAAAUUUUUCAGUUCUUAUAUAAAAAAAGUUCUCUACUGUAAACGCAUACCGGGCCAAGUGAACAUUAAGUCACUGUCUCUGUAACUCGUGAAACUAUUGAGGACGCGUUGUCGAAAAUGUUUCCGGUCGGUCUGAAAAUUUUUGUGUGGAUAGUAUCCUUCUCACAAAUUUCACACUCAGAAGUUGAUACCGAACCCAGAACUAUACAUCGCGUGGGCGUAUGUUGAAAGUGCGCUCUAGUGGACUUUAACUUCGGGUCCUCCCUGUUUCACUCUUCUCUCGACCCCCUACCGUGAUGCGGCUUUUUACGUCGUUUAUUUCUGUUUUUAACGUUGAAAUACUGAAAAAAUACACUGAUUAACUCCAUUGCUUCCCAGAUUUCUUCUAAUUUUAAAAGAUGUUAUAUUUUUCUCGCCUGAUUCCACACCACUUUACUUCAUUUCGCAUGAUCAUCUUAGAAAUCAUCGUUCUUACAGAUGUAUCUGGAGAAACUUGGGUGAUGGAAUGGACUGAGAUUCCACCAGGAAUCACCUCCAUUUCAACUGUAUUUUUUCUAAAUUAUCUCUAUCCCACUCAAUACGGAAUUUUCGUAAAAAUUGUAAAAAGUGAGUUCUGAUGUUAGGUAUUUCGUCAACAACAGCAUAGAGCGCCGCCCAAAGUGUUAUUUUUCUGGUGUACUCCCAAAACCGAAUAUUUUGGCCUGAAACACUGUCCGAUCAGUGAAUCAAAAUGUAUCAAGUUAUCUUUUGGGUUGUAGAACCGCUCUUUCAAUAGAAUUAUUGUCGUACUGAUUGUUUUUUCAGAGAAAUGACAUUACUUGUGUCGCUGAUCGAUGUGACGUCUGAACAAGGCGCCAAAAACAUCAUAGAUGGUUAGUUUCAGUCCUUUGAGUUGAAAGUCAACCGCGUUUUAAUUUUCAGAAAGAUUCCGCCCGUCGACUAUCGAUUUUCCGGAGCCGAGCAGAAAUUAA
Molecule: messenger RNA, 3325 nt
Organism: Caenorhabditis sp. 36 PRJEB53466
Lineage: Eukaryota; Metazoa; Nematoda; Chromadorea; Rhabditida; Rhabditidae
Source: the annotation of a GenBank genome assembly